AUGCCGCGCUCGUCGACCAAGCGCACACCGUCCCGCACUGCCUCAAACUCGCUUGAAGCCACGCCGGCACCCGUCGUCCCCGCCGCGGCUUCGUUCCACCACCCGCACGCCCACCCGAUGCACCAACAGCAGCCUUACGGCACCGCAGCCUACCCGUAUCCGCCCCCGACCGCCUACCCGUACCCGUUCCCCUCGACCUCGACCUCGAACCAACCGCCGCUCCCUCCUCCGCCCGCCAACCUCGACCCUCGCUCCGGCUACGACUCGUACCCCGCCGCAUUCGACCAACCAGGCCCCCCGAACAAGCGCGCGCGCAUGAGCAGCGGCGGGCCUGGCGGUGGAUCGGUCAAGAGCAGUGGGAGGACGGUCAAGGGUCGAGCCGCAAACGACUCGGACGCCGACGACGGCGACGAGGGCGACGCAGGCGGCCGCAAGCGCCGCAUCCCGCUCUCGUGCACCGAGUGCGUCCGCCGCAAGAUCAAGUGCGACCGCGGCAUGCCUUGCUCGUCGUGCGUGCGCCGCAAACGCGUCGAGUUCUGCACCUUUGAGGACGAGGACCCGUCGACACCGUAUGCCCAGACGACCGAGGUCCGAGCGCUCGCGCGGCGCCUCGCCCACCUCGAAACGCUCUUUCAGCUCGCCCACCCGAACCUGCACCCUGGGUCCUCGGCCGCCUCGUUCCACGCCUCGCCAGCGUCCCUCCACUCGCUCCAAUCGCCCGCCAUCCAGGCCUCGCCUCACGCCGGCCCCCACCACACGUCGCCCGCGCACGCUCAGCCCGCCCUGCCGCCGCCGCCGCCGCCGCCCGCCUCGGCCCAGCAGCACGGCGCCGCACCUCCUCCUGGACCUGGCGGCGUCCACAACGGCCAAGACGCAGCCGGCGGCGUCCGCUCGGCGUCGCACAGCGACACCGAGGACGCGGUCGCCGACCUCGAGGAGCAGACGUUCGGCGCGCGCGUGCCCGUCCUGCGCGCGCUCCACGCCGCCGCUCAAGGCGCCGUCGCGACGUACAAGUACGUCAAGGUGCCCGACAUGGAGCUCACGGGCGCCUUGACGAGCAUCCUCGCCGAGCCACUCUCGUUCGACCAGGACGGCCGACCUCGAAGCGCCGUCCGCCUCGGGCUCGACCUCGCCGUCUCGACCGUCGACCUGCCCGCCGUGCGACACGACGCGCUCGCCCAGAUCUUUGCCGUCCUGCCCGACCCCGAGAUCGCCCAGUACCUCAUCGCCAAGUACUUUGACGAGAUGUCGUGGGACUUUCGCAACGUCAUCGACCCGGUCGCCUUUCCCGUCGAGCACGAGCGCUACGUCGACAUGCUCGCCCAGGGCCGCGAGGACCUGAUCGACCCGCUGUGGAUCGCGUGCUUCUCCAUGGUCCUCGCCCUGUCGCUCGAGGGCUUCUUCUCCCGCCCCGGCGGCCAGCACGACCUGUCGCUCUUUCGCGGCCUGAGCGAGUCGGACCUCAAGGACCUGCCCUCGGUGUGGCACGACGCGGCGUUGCGCGCGCUCCAGCUCGGCGAGUGGGGCGGCACGCCUCGCAUUCGCGUGAUCCAGUGCGUCGUCCUCAUGGGCCAGUACAUCCAGGUCUCGUCGUCGUCGGGCCAGCAGGGCCGGUUCCUCGGCUGGGCCGCGAGCGCGUACCGCGUCGCGCAGCGCAUGGGCCUCCACCGCCUCGGGUCCGACCCGCAGACGAUGCCGCCGGACGACCCGGCGCUACCGCCCGGCGCCAACGCCCUCAAGCGCGAGCUCGCCGUCCGCCUGUUCCACCACCUCGUCAACAUCGACUCGUGGCUGUCCGACUCGCCCGUCUCUCGCUGCUACAUGCUGCACCCGUCGCAGUACAACACGGCUCGACCGCUCAACCUCGACCUGCGCGAGCUGUCACGCACCGACUGGCGCCACCCGACCCCCAAGCCGCUCACGACCUACACCGACGGCUCGUUCCAGCUCGCCCAGUGCAAAGUCGCCGAGCAGGUCCGGCGCGCGCUCGACACGCUCGUCCUCUCGGGCGACCCCUUCUCGUACCCGGCCGUGCUCGAGCAGGACAAGGCGUGGCGCAGCGUCCUCGAGGACGUGCCCGACGUGUUUCGCGAGGGCCACGUCGGUGGAUUGCCGCCACGUAUUCGGUACGAGCGGGCGUGCCUGCACGAGGACGUCUACUCGCGCAUCGUGCGGCUCAACCGGCCCUUGCUCGGGCGCGGCUACGCCCUCAACAGCCCGUACCGGUACUCGAACGAGCAGUGCAUCGAGGCGGCCCGAGCGCUCAUCAACAACAACGCCGAGAUGCUCACGAUCGAGACGUCGAGGUGGUGGGUGUACACGGGCACGCUCGCGAGCUCGAUCGUCCUCAUGAUGGACCUGUUCCACGCCAUCGACCACGACCGGCCCGAGAAGGAGAUCAAGGAGAAACGCGACAUCUUGUACAAGGCGCGCGCCAUCUUUGACACCAAGACGUCGACGCCGGCGCUCGAGGUCGUCGUCGAGGAGGGCCGCAAGAUCCUCUCGGCACUACUCGUCGCCGAGGAGAGUCGGCGCACGACCCGGGCCGCGCACGACAUGGCCGCUGCACCGCCACCAUCGCUCGAGCCCUUCUCUCAGGUCCUCAAGCGCAUCUCGCGCGAGGUCGCCCUCGAGGACGCCGCCAAGCUCUCGCAGCCGACCGCCGCGCCCUCGCCCUUCCCUUCCUCGUCCGCCCGCAACGCCUUCUCGGCGCCCUCGCCCCAUCCGCCCUUCUCGUUCGCCCAGGCCGCCGCGACCGCCAUGGCCAACACGCCACCGGUGCCCUACGGCGGCGGCGGCGGCGGCGGCGGCUCGAGCGUCGGCGCGGGCAUGUUUGAGCACGCCGGCGGCGUCGGGGCAGGAGCAGGCGCAGGAGCAGGGGCCGGCGACUUCUCGAGCUUCUUCAACACGUUGGCGAGCGAGGACUGGACGGCGGCGACGAGCUUUACGAGCCCGGGAGGCGACGAGGCGAGCUUGCUCGACCAGCUCGCGGCGACGUGGUGAGGGCGGGUCUGUAGUCUCGAGGACGUGUCAUUGCCAGUGCAUAGACGUU
Molecule: messenger RNA, 3052 nt
Organism: Rhodotorula graminis WP1
Lineage: Eukaryota; Fungi; Basidiomycota; Microbotryomycetes; Sporidiobolales; Sporidiobolaceae
Exons: 11
Coding region: 1-3003 (1000 amino acids)
Biological process (GO): regulation of DNA-templated transcription
Molecular function (GO): zinc ion binding; DNA-binding transcription factor activity, RNA polymerase II-specific
Source: RefSeq, a predicted model, not a curated record